AUGCUUCUGCCGGCGAGAAUCUUUCGACGUCGGCCCAGACUGGCCGUCCUCGUUCUCAUUGGCCUCGUCGUGUAUGUCGUGCAUCGCAAUCGAGUCGCAUUCGAGGACCUGCCAAAGCAAUGGACGGCCGACCCGGUAGGGUGGACACACCAUGGCCGUGGUCGUGGCCGAGAACGUCACAAACUCCUCGCCGAUGUGGCCAAUACGACACUAGGUUUCCAGGAAAUAUUCGUCGUCAACUUGCCGUCGCGGACGGACCGCAGUGAUGCCAUAGCGCUGGCCGCCAGCCUGACGAACCUAAAGCUCACAUUCAGCCCCGGCAUCGACAGCCAGACCGUCCAAGACCGCGUGCUUCCCGCCGACAGCGCGGGACAGCCGAUCCCCGCGGGCAACAAGGGCUCGUGGCGGGCGCACAUGAACGUGCUGCGGCGAAUCAUUGAGCAGAAUUUGACGACGGCGCUGGUGAUGGAGGACGACAUCGACUGGGACGUGCGGCUCAAAGAGCAAAUGACGUCGUUUGCAUUGGCUGCGCAGGCGUACGGCCAGCCACAGCGGGUUCAGGGUUCUGGAACAGGGAGGUCGCUGGCACAGCUCCAUAGACCUCUGUUUGACAAGGCUCCAAGAAGCAUUCCCGAUUUCGGCGGAGCGACCCUCAUGCGCAAAGGCCAGCAACCUUCUGGCCCGGCAGAGGAACAAUCAAGCGACCAUGCCCAUGUGUAUCGCCUCAUUGUAGCCGCUUCCGAUGCCAAGGGCUACACGCAAAAGAAGCAUGACGUCCCAUUGGCCUCAGCGCCGGAAUACGAAUGGGCGACAACAUCACCCUACGGCGACGACUGGGACGUCCUGUGGCUCGGCCAUUGCGGCACCGAGUUCCCGGCAUCGCCGCCAUCGUUUACAAAACGGCCAGACACCAUUGGGGGCACACAAAGUGGCGGGCCCUCGUCGGCACCGGCCCAGCUGUCCCUCUUGCGUGUGAUCAUGGCCGACGACGUCACGGUCCCUCAGCCAGCCGACCUCCGCCCGCACCCGUUUGCCCUUCCCGAUCAAAUUGGCAAGCAAUACCCUCCUCAUACGCGCGUCGUGCACACGGCCAGCGGAACAUUGUGCACACAGACGUACGCUGUCAGCCAGCGGGGCGCGCGGAAGCUGCUUUAUCAAUUUGGGCUGGCUUCGUUCACGACAGGGUUUGACCUGAUGCUACGGGACUGGUGCGAUGGUAUGUAUCGCCAAGGGCCCGGAACGACGCCGAGGAGGCGUCGAGCGGCGACAACCACCGGCGGCGGGCAGUUGGCCGGUGACGAUGGAGCAGAGGAGCCCCUGCCGCAGUGUUUGACGGUGCAGCCACCACUGUUCAGCCACUUUCUUGUGGCCAAAGAGACCAGCUCGGACAUUGGGGCACAGGGCGGCGGCUUCUUGCACAAGACGGGGUCGCAGUACAUACGCCUCAGCGUGCAGCAGAAUCUACGACGGCUGGCAAACGGCGUCGGCCUGAGUGGCUUGAAAGACCAGUGGCCCGAGGAAUCCGGAGGGCAUCACGACGGUGGGUGA
Sporothrix brasiliensis 5110 is the source of this 1548-nucleotide messenger RNA. RefSeq lists its product as uncharacterized. The transcript has 2 exons. The coding region runs from base 1 to 1548 and encodes 515 amino acids. The record is from RefSeq and is a predicted model, not a curated record. NCBI's taxonomy places the organism in Eukaryota, Fungi, Ascomycota, Sordariomycetes, Ophiostomatales, Ophiostomataceae.